Molecule: messenger RNA, 1323 nt
Organism: Tripterygium wilfordii
Lineage: Eukaryota; Viridiplantae; Streptophyta; Magnoliopsida; Celastrales; Celastraceae
Product: lysine histidine transporter-like 5
Exons: 7
Coding region: 115-1323 (402 amino acids)
Cellular component (GO): plasma membrane
Source: RefSeq, a predicted model, not a curated record
GUUCAGGAAAGCAAUGUAACUGGGAAAGAAGCGACAGACCUUAAUAAUUGGCUACCCAUAACUGCAUCAAGAAAGGCGAAAUGGUGGUACUCAGCUUUCCACAAUGUGACAGCAAUGGUGGGUGCAGGAGUUCUAGGAUUGCCUUAUGCACUCUCUCAACUUGGCUGGGCUCCUGGAAUCCUGGCAAUAAUAUUUUCUUGGCUGAUCACUUAUUAUUCACUGUGGCAACUUGUUGAAUUACAUGAAGUGGUGCCUGGAAAGCGUUUUGAUCGAUAUCCGGAAUUGGGAGAGCAUGCAUUUGGGCCUAAGCUAGGGUACUGGAUGGUUAUGCCUCAGCAGACCAUUGUUCAGGUGGCCACAGACAUAGUUUACAUGGUCACAGGAGGGAAGUCAUUGAAGAAAUUUGCAUAUCUGAUUGAUUCAAGCAUUAUUCAUGUUAGACAGACAUACUUCAUCCUCAUAUUUGCUGUUUUACAACUUAUACUCUCCCAAGUACCCAAUUUCAAUUCAUUGAAAGGAAUCUCCUUACUUGCUGCAGUCAUGUCUUUCUGUUACUCAAUGGUGGCUUUCGUGGCAUCGGUGAUAAAGGGAAACAAUGGUCACCACCAGCAUCCAGUGAAAUAUGGGGUUAGAGGACACACAACAGCAAGCAUAGUGUUUGAUGCAUUAAAUGGACUCGGAACAAUAGCAUUUGCAUUUGCGGGGCACAGUGUGGCACUGGAGAUUCAGGCCACAAUCCCUUCGACACCAGAGAAGCCAUCAAAGAAACCAAUGUGGAAAGGAGUUGUGGUUGCUUAUGUCCUUGUUGCAUUCUGCUAUUUCACAGUUGCAGUGUCAGGUUACUGGGCUUUUGGUGUUGAUGUUGAGGAUGAUGUUCUAAUUUCCUUGGAGAAACCUCGCUGGCUUAUCGCCACGGCUAAUCUCAUGGUGUUUUUUCAUGUCCUUGGAAGCUAUCAGGUAUUUGCUAUGCCAGUGUUUGAUAUGAUUGAAUCAUUCAUGCUAAACAAACUACACUUUACUCCUGGACUACCCCUUCGCCUUGUCGGUCGUAGUAUAUAUGUUGCUUUGACAGGGUUUAUUGGGAUGUGCAUUCCAUUUUUUGGAGGACUGUUAGGGUUUUUUGGUGGACUUGUCUUCUCAUCAACUUCAUAUUUUCUCCCAUGCGUCAUGUGGCUCGUCCUCCACCGACCCAAGAGAUGGAGCUUUCACUGGAUUGCAUCAUGGAUAUCAAUCAUUCUUGGUGUUUUGUUAGCAAUCCUUGCACCUAUAGGUGGAGCAAGAGAGAUUGUUCGUGCAGCCAAAACCUACAAGAUAUUUUCCUAA